Molecule: messenger RNA, 724 nt
Organism: Leptomonas pyrrhocoris
Lineage: Eukaryota; Euglenozoa; Kinetoplastea; Trypanosomatida; Trypanosomatidae
Exons: 1
Coding region: 374-724 (116 amino acids)
Source: RefSeq, a predicted model, not a curated record
GGUGUCCUUCAGUACGGAGGAAAUACAAAAGCCACGAUUCUUCCUCGCAAAGUCUACUCUUCUGUUGGGCGAACUCGCUCAGCCUCUCUCAUCCGUUUUUGCGUAGUCCUCACGUUCUACAUCCAGUUUGGAAGCUGCCCAAGACAAACAGCAGAAGAAGAAAAUAUGUUCGGGCACGCACUCUCGCUGGCCAGUCGUAGCGUCCAUAGCGGAGGCCCCACAACACCGCUGCUGCAGCGCAAGCUGACGAUGAGCAAGCGGCGGCUCAUGAUGAAGCAGCCGCACUACUGCAAAACGACCACAUCGGGGCCGCUGUGCGUGAUGCUCAUGACGUUUGUCUGCUUUAUGAUUUACCGAGCGCGUUACUCGGAGGAUGAUGAUAGCAUGUUCCGUUGAUGAUGAACAGGGUCAGGAAAGCUGUCUGCCGCUUCACCCAUCUUUCUUUCUCAAAGCGACGCGUGAGUUUCUCACAGGGAGUGAGAUGAAGGUGCGCGCGGCGGCACAACGUUGGCGGCCACGCUGUGCCGCUCCCCACGCGUUGCUAUUGGGCCGCGGCGCCGACGACGAUGGAGGGCAUCGUUUCAAAAGACAAGAGACCUUACGAGUUUCGACGACGGUCGUUUCGGGUAACAAACGUGAACUGUUUUUUUUUCUCUUCUCCCGACCUGAUUUCGAUAUCUUCACAAGAAGCUGCUCCGUAAUACGAAAGCACCCACGUAGAUAA